AUGACGUCCUCGAGACUAUCCAAAAGCGCCGUUCGUGCUCUCCACCAGGAGGAGUCCAGCACAUCUCGACGACACGACGAUUACACGGUCGGAUGGAUUUGUGCCGUAGCUCCGGAGAUGGCAGCUGCCCGGCUGAUGCUAGAUGAAGUACAUCCACCGUUACCUCAACUACCGGGCGAUGGCAAUGUAUAUGUUCUUGGACGUAUUGGAUAUCACAACAUCGUCAUUGCUAGCUUACCGAUUGGUGAAUAUGGUUUGAAGUCAACUGCGGCUGUGGUAAUGCCGAUGUUGUCUACUUUUCUUGCCGUCCGCUUUAUACUUUCAGUCGGUAUUGGCGGCGGGGUCCCAAGCAGCAACGCAGAUAUUCGACUGGGCGAUGUUGUAGUGAGCCAGCCGACGGACGCAGCUGGGGGAGUGAUUCAGUUCGAUUAUGGUAAAGCACUGAAUGGCCGAUUCGAGCAGAUCAGUAGGCUGAAUCAACCCCCUGCGUUUCUAUCAUCUGCCCUUGCCGCCCAUUGUACAGCUCGUGCUGUGGGUCUUGACAGAGUGGGAAGAUAUGUUUCCCAUAUACAAGCAGAACUUCCGCCUGACUUAGGUGAACGCUUUUCGCGACCAGUAGAGGAUUGUCUAUUCAAACCCGAAUAUAUUCAUGUCGGACUAGAAUCGUGUGCGGAUUGCGAUCCAUCCCAGCUGAUGUUACGACCAGAACGAGAGCAUGCGGAGCCCGUCGUCCACUAUGGACUCAUUGCAUCCGGUAAUCAAGUGGUGAGAGAUGGCAUAUUCCGGGAUCGAAUGGGCCAGGAGCUAGGGGUAUUUUGCUUGGAAAUGGAAGCCGCGGGACUCAUGGACACCUUGCCAAGUCUGGUCAUCCGGGGCAUCUCUGACUAUGCCGACUCACACAGAAACAGGGCAUGGCAAGGAUAUGCAGCGGCCGCGGCAUCAGCCUAUGCUAAGGAGCUUCUGUUGGUGAUUCCAGCCGCUCAAAAUGACGGCAUCCCAAGAGCUCAAGCAACGAUACCAGAUUCUGCAUCAGGCCCUGUUUCUGUGCUAUCCCCGUUACCCCAGCCACAAAACAUGGAAAACAGUGGAGGCAGUGACUCAAUCCCUGAAUUGAGUCAACAGAGGGAGCGUACUUCCAUUGCACCGCCAACAGGUUCUGGAUACGCAUCUACUACCCACAAGAAAGUUUCGCGCCCAGAAGGAUACCCAGAAUAUGUCCACGAUGUUGAAAGGAUAGUCCCUGGUGAGGAAGGAUUAUCGUUACCGUCGACGGCAGCUAGCCGGAGAAAUUCAGAAGGGGACCACGGCGACGACAAUGAAUCUAUCUACACAGUCGGGCCUGGCAUUUUCCCUUCCCAUCACCAGAUCUAUAUCUCCGAAUUGGUGGAUGAUUUAUUCAGCAAAGUCCGGUGCAAUCAAGCCGCUCAGCGUUUCCCAGAGAGAAUCAACGGUAUUCUUCUCCGGCUCUUGAAAGCGUUUGCGAUCAGGUUUGGUCAAUCUGACCCAACUCAAGUACACCGGGAUAUCAUGGUGUUUAUCCAUCGAUACAGGGGUGAGAUUGCAAGCGGUCUGAAAAAGAAAUACAAGGUUGACGAACUUACCAACUCCAAAGUUACAGCAAAUGAUGACACUAAAAUGGACCUAGGCGAUCUCAUGGAUCUCUGGCACCAGAAUCUGGAUGAUGAUUGCGAUAUGCCACAUAUCGACACUGAGGCAGAGAGCCCAGCCGUCGAAGAUGAUAUACCAAUGGAAGAUGAUGACAAAGACCUCCCUGGACUCGAAACCUAUAGGAAGUUGAUCAUUGACAGCCCAGUGUACAAAUGGCUACUUGCAAGCCUUCGGAGGGAACUUGACUUGCACCCUGCAGAGCCGAAUGCUCGGGAAGCUAUUCGCAAGCGAAUUCUGUAUUCCUUGCCGUCGUCUCGUAUAGUCAGUCGUUAUGACCAGCCAACGAUCUAUCAGGUAAAAUUCACUCUCAACUGGGAUCUUAUGGCUUUCGUGAAAGAGCAAGAAUAUGAUAUAAGUAAAGAAGGCUUCCUUGGCAGAAUAAUCACAAUCACAGGAACCAGGAAAAAUGCUCAAGCAUUGACCUGCUUGCAAUAUCUUCAUCAAACAUGGCAAUCAUUUGGAGCCAGUAUCCUUCAGCUAGUCGAAGCUACGCUUCUCGAUGGGCCCGGCUAUAAACAUAGAUGUACCCUUCCAGACAAUACACAACUUGCGGCAUGGGUAAAUGAAAAAGACCUCCUCGUUGAAGUUACUGGUAUAGGGGAGUCAAUUGCAGAGAUUGGUGAGCAAUUUGCGUGGCUAGGCUCUGCUCUCCGUUCCUCUCCCUACGACUCCAGGAUAUCGUACUGCACACCACUCAUCAGCAGCGCCAGCGUUGAAGAUACUUCAAGUCCAACUUCGCAAGCAUCAUCUAUCACACGGAUAUCAUGUGGCAUUGAUUUCAAGCUUAACACCCAGGAGCAAGCAAGCCCUCCAUCAUCCGUUGGACAGUGCUGGCACGACUUGUUUCGAAAUCCAAUCGUGGUGACGGGCUUUCCUAUACCGUACCGUUCCGGACAGGGCACCGGCCUGGAAGUUCCUCUCAAUAUUUUGGCGGGUUUAGUCCACGCAAACCGGGUGGAUGUCUUUCGUGGCAAGCUAUUUAUUAAAGGGUUUUCUAGCUUAUUGAUUCCCACAGAGCACAUCAGAGACCAGAGUGAGAUAUUGUGGCACCUGUGUUAUAACAUGCGUGGAGGUCGCAUCUCGUAUCUAAAUGGUAUUGCGCCUCAUGCAGGACAUAUCACACUUGCCGAUUUGGAGUCGAGCCGCCAUAUCCUUGGCUGGUGUUCAGACGCGAGAUGCUAUGCCGGAGCAGCAGAUGCCAGUUAUUCGAUCGAUCGGUCCUGGCUGCGACCGCCGUCCUCUCGCUGCGGCUUAAGCAACACAGUUAUCGUGGCUGGCAAGUUGAUUACAGGCGGCGAUCCAGCUACCUACGGCAGCAAAGACCGACCGUAUCGAAUGAUUCGGGACGAGUAUAUUGAAAAGCUCUUAUGGAUUGCCAGACAGUACGUGGUAAUGUGGGAUGCGGGAGAAAAACGAGGGUGGCUGGUGAAUGGAGCCUGCGCUCUAUUGCACCUCCUUCUUGCUUCGCUCCAUUUCAACAGAAACGAUCCACUUAGCUUUGCAUUCCGGUUACGUCCUACCGACGUCAAAGGCCCAGAGAAGAUGUUCACUCCUAGCUCUGCGAUGGAGGUUCUGUUGAACCCUGAUAAUCUAUCUCUGCAAUUGUAUCAUGCGAAACAGGGCGAGCCAGACGAGACAACGUUGCCUCCCGCGCGAAUUCGAGAUAGAGUCGAUCGUCUGUAUAACGUGCUCGAGAGGAUCAUGGACCAUCAAGCAGAGAUCAUGGGCAAAGACAAGGGAGCAUCGCGCGAUAUGGCUCGGAGCAACCUGGAAGGAUGGGAUUUCAAGGACGUGGCGACCCAGGAAGACCCGCUACAUCCUCGGUUUUGUAAACUAGGGACCAGAGGGAAAAGUUGGGUUGACUUUACCAGAGAUAUUCACGCAGCAACGCUAUUCGGGACGGGAUUUGGCGAGAUCCUUCGCCCAGUUAAUACCAGCCAACCAUGCCCUUAUUGGAGCAGAUUGCCAGAAGGAAAAUCCUACCUUGCAGUCAGCGGUUAUGAUCUUGCCAACAUCAUUGAUCGGUUUGGACAUCCACAUAGCAGCCCGGUCCGACUGACCAGCCAACUGAUUUGGUGCAAUUCCCGAGAUAAGGUUCUUCGAACUUGCAAAUGCAUCGGUUGCCCGGAACAGACAGAACAUUCCGAACUGGCGCAAGUCAUCUUACCUUCAGACUUCAGAAGGAGGAUACCGAAGCACAAUACCGUUCGAUCAAGGGAGUGGGGCCAUGGCGCGGUAGUAUUCGGCUAUAAUAGAGACUUCCGGUGGUCAUGGAACGACACCGGCUAUCCAGAACAAGACGUUCUGUCAUCUCCGAAUCAUUCGGAGUCCGAUUCAGAUGAUGAUUCCCAUGAUUCAGGGCUUGGAACAAGCUUGGCUCCAUCUGCCACUGUCGAGGGUCGUAGAAAAUUGCCGUUGUCGAGAUCACUGUCGCCAAGCAUCACUCAUGAGGAUUACGAGGUAGGGAUUGUGUGUGCACUGUGGAAAGAGCUUCUUGCUGUCCGUGCGUUGUUUGAUUUACCGCAUCCUGAUCUUGAAGAAAAGGACGAGAAUGAUCCUAACUCCUAUUGUCUUGGCCGGAUGAAAGGAUUUAACGUGGUUGCUGCCGGGCUUCCAGAUGAUGAUUAUGGUAUGAAUUCCGCCACGAACGUCGCUUCCCAUCUAAUUCGAACAUUCCGACGGCUCAAAUUUUGUCUGGUCGUUGGAAUCGGAGGGGGAGUCCCUUCAGUAGCCCAGAAUAUACGCCUUGGUGAUAUCGUUGUUGGCACCAGUGUGAUCCAAGUCGAUGUUGGGAAAUGGAUACAGGACUCUGAGUUUAGGAUAACGGCGGAGAAACAGCGACCACCACCUUUUCUACGAGCAGUCAUUACGAAAAUACGGUCUAAUGGCUUGGUCUCCUUUGACUCCGCUCUGAACCCGCUUCUUGACGAUCUCAAUGUAAUCGCCUCGAAGAAACUGGAAUAUCAAUAUCCAGGCGCAGAUAGAGACACGCUAUUCGACCCCGAUUACAUUCAUGUCAAGGGCAAAUCGACUUGUGACGACUGCAUCGGUAGUCGACGGCCGAGAUCUCGACAGCAUGACGGCCCAAAAGCUUUCUACGGCCUCAUCGCAUCCGGCAACCAAGUUGUUCGAGAUGCAAGACACCGAGACCGCCUGGCCCGGGAAAACGUAAUCUGUGUUGAGAUGGAGGGGGCAGGAGUCAUGAGAACCACCGACUGCCUUGUCAUUCGGGGCAUUUGCGAUUAUGCCGAUUCGCAUAAGAACAAACAGUGGCAGGAAUAUGCUGCUGCCACGGCGGCUGCUUACGCCAAAUUUUUCUUGUCUCAGAUGCGCGAUAGCGUUCAUGAAACGGCCGUCAGAGUUCCAUCACGAUUGGAAGAGCCGACGGGGCUAGGACAUUUGCAGAAGCAGAAACGGGCUGCACGACGUGCUGACCAUGAUCGUCCUCUGCCGCUAAAGAGAGCCCGAAGAUAUUGA
Molecule: messenger RNA, 5145 nt
Organism: Aspergillus bombycis
Lineage: Eukaryota; Fungi; Ascomycota; Eurotiomycetes; Eurotiales; Aspergillaceae
Product: Pfs domain protein
Exons: 5
Coding region: 1-5145 (1714 amino acids)
Biological process (GO): nucleoside metabolic process
Molecular function (GO): catalytic activity
Source: RefSeq, a predicted model, not a curated record